CCCAUUCGUUGCUAACAUCCGAGACCAACAAUGGGUUCUAUAGAGACUCCAGCAAAUCCGGAAAACGGAUCUGCAACUUCGGCCCCUGCCGACGGCGACCGAAAGCCUCAAUCUGCCGUUGAAGGAAUGCCUCCUCUGGCUGCCGAAAUGAUUCUAACGGAAUCUGACUCGUUGAAGAAGCGGAAGGCGAGUAUGUUACCACUGGAGGUAGGUACUCGGGUGAUGUGCCGUUGGAGGGACGGCAAGUACCACCAGGUAAAGGUCAUCGAGCGCCGCAAGAUGCAGUGCGGUGGACCCAAUGAUUACGAGUAUUACGUCCAUUACACCGAGUUUAAUAGGAGGCUUGACGAAUGGGUGAAGCUUGAACAACUAGAUCUUGAUUCAGUGGAGACUGUUGUUGAUGAGAAGGUGGAAGAUAAGGUAACAAGCUUGAAAAUGACACGCCACCAGAAACGUAAGAUUGAUGAGACACAUGUGGAGGGCCAUGAGGAGCUUGAUGCAGCUAGCUUACGUGAACACGAGGAAUUCACCAAAGUGAAAAAUAUAGCCACUAUUGAACUUGGAAGAUAUGAGAUCGAGACAUGGUACUUCUCCCCCUUUCCACCAGAAUACAAUGAUUCUGUGAAGCUGUACUUUUGUGAGUUUUGCCUCAAUUUCAUGAAGCGCAAAGAACAGCUUCAAAGGCAUAUGAGGAAGUGUGAUCUCAAGCAUCCUCCUGGUGAUGAGAUUUACCGAAGCGGUACAUUGUCAAUGUUUGAGGUUGAUGGCAAAAAGAACAAAGUUUAUGGGCAAAACCUUUGUUAUCUGGCAAAGCUGUUUCUUGAUCAUAAGACUCUUUAUUAUGAUGUUGACCUGUUUCUAUUCUAUGUUUUGUGUGAAUGUGAUGAUCGAGGAUGUCACAUGGUUGGAUAUUUUUCCAAGGAAAAGCAUUCGGAGGAAUCCUAUAAUUUAGCAUGUAUUCUUACUCUUCCUCCUUACCAAAGGAAAGGCUAUGGAAAAUUUUUAAUUGCCUUCUCGUAUGAACUUUCAAAGAAAGAGGGUAAAGUUGGUACACCUGAAAGACCACUAUCUGACCUAGGGUUGUUGAGCUACAGAGGAUACUGGACCAGAGUUCUUUUGGACAUCUUGAAAAAGCACAAGGGCAAUAUUUCUAUCAAGGAGCUAAGUGACAUGACAGCCAUCAAGGCAGAGGAUAUUUUAACCACCCUUCAGAGCCUAGAAUUGAUUCAAUACAGGAAAGGGCAGCAUGUGAUUUGUGCAGAUCCUAAAGUGUUGGACCGUCAUCUAAAAGCUGCUGGUCGCGGUGGUCUUGAGGUCGAUGUUAGUAAAUUGAUCUGGACUCCUUAUAAAGAACAGGGUUGAUUAUGAUCUAGUAAUUGCUGUGUAGUUUGACUUGUACCUUUGCCUGUAUAAAUUUAUCUUUUAGUAGCAUGAAAUUAGGUGAAUAUUAGAGCGAUGGCUUCAUAGGGACAUGAUCUCAGUCACAGCCUGUUUCUUACCUAUCACAAGUAAUAAUAUGUUCCGUAAAUUUGAUCUUUUGGUGUAUCAAAUCAUAUUACUCAUUCAAUCUUCUUGGUUCCCAAGAUUCUCGGUUC
Jatropha curcas is the source of this 1595-nucleotide messenger RNA. RefSeq names its product histone acetyltransferase of the MYST family 1. NCBI's taxonomy places the organism in Eukaryota, Viridiplantae, Streptophyta, Magnoliopsida, Malpighiales, Euphorbiaceae. The record is from RefSeq and is a predicted model, not a curated record. Gene Ontology annotation, biological process: regulation of transcription by RNA polymerase II. Gene Ontology annotation, molecular function: chromatin binding; histone acetyltransferase activity; transcription coregulator activity. Gene Ontology annotation, cellular component: chromatin; nucleus.